This is a messenger RNA of Notolabrus celidotus (New Zealand spotty), 2333 nucleotides long. Its product is annotated as sentrin-specific protease 2-like. Lineage: Eukaryota; Metazoa; Chordata; Actinopteri; Labriformes; Labridae. Gene Ontology annotation, biological process: proteolysis. Bases 910 to 2016 code for a protein of 368 amino acids. The record is from RefSeq and is a predicted model, not a curated record. The transcript has 13 exons. Gene Ontology annotation, molecular function: cysteine-type peptidase activity.
CAAUGCCACAGAAAGCGUGAUGAGCAGCAGCAUCACCUCGCAAAGGUUGUACAUACCCCACUUGAUGCAAACGCUAUCUUCCUGGAAUUUCACGCCAGUGCUAUUGGGGCCCACUGUGGGGUGGACAAGACUCUUCAUGCUAUCCUCCAGAGGUACUACUGGCCAGGUAUGAAGGCAGAUAUCACAAAAUGGAUUUCCCAGUGUGAUGCAUGUCAGAAAAAGAGGGCCUGUUUAAAAGAGAAGGCCCAGUACAAACAAAUACAGGUGUUAGAGCCUUUCAAACUGGUUGGGAUGGACCUGGUAGGCACACUUAAGUGUACCAACAAUGGUUACACGUACAUCUGUGUGAUGGUGGACUAUUUCACUAAAUGGCUGGAGGUCUAUCUGCUGAAGAGUAAAAAGGCAGAGGAAGUCACAAAGUGCAUAAUGGAUUUCUUUUAUAAGUACGGUGCACCAAAACGUAUCCUGACUGACCGAGGCAAAGAAUUUGUCAACAAAAUCAACCGGGACCUUUGUGAAAAACUUUGCAUAGAAAGAAGUCUUUGUGCGCCGUACCACCCACAGACAAAUGGCCUGGUUGAAAAACUUAAUGGAACCAUUCAAGGGGCUUUGAAAAAAAUGGUGCACCCAAGUGACUGGGAUUGCUACAUAAAACCAACAGUAUUUGGACUCCGCACUAAAAAACAGAUCACAACCAAAUAUUCCCCCUAUUUCCUGAUGUACUGAAGGGAGGCCCGUUAUCCCUCCGAAAUCCCAGACGUGUCAGAUCAGAGAGCAAAGAUCAAAGAGCAGGCAAAUGCUCUGACUCGAAAUGAGGACUUGUGCAUCCGAGCCUCACAACUCAAAGAUAUCCACGCUCAAGUAGAGGCCAAUAUUUUAGAUUCCCAAGAGAAGGUGCUGAAGAGAAAGAUGUCAAAGGGGGAAGAGGACAUCUUUACAGUGGUUGACAGAGUUCUCAGAAAAAACAUUCACCAAGAGCAAAGGAAAGGAGGGAAAAUGGAACCAGAUUUACUGGGACCUUUCGCCAUAGUAAACAUUGAGGGGAAAAGUGCAGAUCUACUUCAGUGUAAUGGCAGAACCAUAGAGAAAAUUAACAUUGAUCAUCUCAAAAGAUAUGUGGAACCACAGCCUCGAAUCCCUGCAAAAUGGAUUGCACUUUCCCCACUGAUUCCUCAGGCACAGCAGACCAGCUCUUGUUUGUCCCCUGCAGUACCUCAGAGCCUCAGUGAGACCAUAAGUCUGCAGUCUCCGAUCAAGAGCCUCAGUGAGACCAUAAGUCUGCAGUCUCCGAUCAAGAGCCUCAGUGACACAAUAAGUCUGCAGUCUCCGAUCAAGAGCCCCAAUGACUCAAUCUGUCAACACUCCCCCAUGGUACCCCAGCGCCUCAGUGAGACCCCAAGUCCACAAUCAGACCCCAUGUCCAGGGACACUGCUUCCUCCAGGACCAUCCCUGAAGAAUUAAUAGCUGACAUCUGGUCUGGCAAACGGCAAAGUGUGCUAUGGAGCAAAGUGGGACCAUACAAACUUUUUGCCAGAGACCUGCAAAAUCUGGCCCCUGGAAGGGAACUAGAGAGUGAGGUUUUGAAUGCAUUCAUUCAUGUCAUCAUUCAAAAGUUACAACAGGAACGUUUGAAAAGGUUUUAUCUUGUUGACUCCUUUGCAAUGAGUGCUCUGUGGCAUGGAUCAUUCCAAGGAUUAAAGAAGGUUGACCCAAUGGCCUACGAUGUCCUCUUAGGUCCUGUGUGUGACAACAGACAUUGGACACUUGUGGUCCUUUAUCCAAAGGAGAGGCUUGCACUUUACAUAGACCCUCUAGGAGAAACACCUGACCACAUAAUCAAAUGCAGGGAUGUAACACGAGCUUUCAUGAGGCACAAAAACAUACACAUCUCUAGAUGGACUUGUGACACAAUUAACCAUCCACGUCAGCAGGACGCAACAUCUUGUGGAGUAUUUGUGUGCAAGGGCCUGCGGGAAUGCCUACCAAAGUCCAGCAAGAAACAAAGAUGGCCGUGAUGGAUCCAGUGUACAGCUUGCAGCCUUUGGUUCCAUUUGAUUUGUGUUGGAAGGCCUCCAUUGGACCGAAACUACUACUCUCCAGCAUGUACACUGUAAAAGGGACUGUAUCUCUCAAUAGCCACAUACAUUCAUUGUUCAUUUACUAUUUGAAUUUUGGAAAUUGCUACUUAAUUUUUUAUACAUUGACUCAGAACCUGCCUCAUCAAAUGACUCUUCCAAAGUUUCAGUCCAAACCAAGGGCAACCUAUAGUAGACACAUUUACGAUUAAAUAUUAUAAAAGGAAUUCCGUUCAGACUAAAAUUGUGGGCGUGGC